UGUCUCCACAUUUUUGACUGACACUGCAUAUUUGUUUAUAUAUUUAUUUGUGUAUUUAUUAUUAUUUUUAAUUGGUCUGUUUCUGAGGGUAAGCCAAUAUGAGCCGCUAGCCAAUCCUAGAGCAGUAGAGCAGGUGGGCGGGGCUUACCGGAAAACGGGCGCGGAAAAAACAACCCAGCACAGUCCAGCGGCGAGUCGCGGUGCUCCGUCUCGUUGACUUUCUCCUCCGUUUCUCUCCGUUUCUCCUCCGUUUCUCCUCGCUUUACCCAGACCGAGCUCCGUCCCGGGAUUUGGAGUGACGUCAGAGUUUAAUAUUUUAGGCUGCAAGCUCCAGAAUUUGUGUUUUAUUUUAUUUUUAUUGUUUAUUUUAUUCUAUUUUAUUUUAUUUCUAAUCCCAUCUCUGUCUCUCUGUCUAUCUCUCUCUCUCUGUCUCUUUCUCUCUCUCUCUCUGUCUCUUUCUCUCUCUCUCUCUCUCUCUCUGCUACACAUGUUGUGUUGUUUUUCUUAUAUAUAUAUAUAUACUUGCUGCACGGGAUCCUCUCUCCCUCUCUUCCUCUCUCCCUCUUUCCCCGUUUUUUCCGUGUGUUUUUGGAUGAAUGAAUGAGGGAAGGAGGGCGAAAGUCGAUCCGGGGCUCGAUGGCUCCACUGCGGAAAACGAGGGAGCAGCGUGCUGCUUAAGGACGUGGACGGGCUGAGAGCACCAUGUCUAUCCACAUCGUGGCUCUGGGGAGUGAGUGUCCAGGCGGAGUGGGGUCUGGAGAGGAUGCUGGCGGGCCGGGGCAGAUGCAGGGGGGUCUGCUGUGGAGCUACCUGGGACACGGAGCGAGGGAGCUGGACCCCAUGUCCGCCACUCCCUCCAGACAUCCGCUGAACCCGGCCUUCAUGGAGUACCAGUCCAGAGUGUUCGGAGAUGUUCGGGUGAUGGUGCGGGACUGCCCCAGCUGGGACUUGCUGGACAGUGAUUGGGCCAGCGUGCGGAGCGUCCUGGAACAGGCCGAUAUUUUGGUAAUUAAGUAUUCCGUCAAUGACAAGCUGGCCUUCCAGCAGGUGCGAAACGGAUACGCCCCGAGACUCCGGCCCCUUCUGCGCCACUGGGGCGUCCCUGUCAUCCUGGUUGCGGUGGGAGCGCGGCUCAACGAUGAAGGCCCCCCCUGCACGUGUCCCCUGUGCGCAUCUGACUGGAGCAGCUGUGUGCCUCACGGCGAGGGGCUCCAGCUGUCCCGGGACCUGGGGGCAACCUACCUGGAGCUGCCCUCGCUCAACAACUUCUUCGUGGGACGAUACUUCGGCAGUGUGCUCGAGUACUUCAUGAUUCAGUGUCUGAAGCAGAAAGCUAAAGAGAGACCGGACAAGAGGCGGGGUCACAGGUUUAACGAGCCCAGACCUCCCCACCUGGACCAACCAGCUCGCUUGCCCCCGGUGAGGGUGGAGGAGUCCAGUUUCUCUCAGGAUCUGCAGUGGCUGCUGGAGCGCGGGGUGCAGUUUGCAGACGUGGUUUUCUACGCCGGGGAUUCUGGGAAGGAGCUGGGCUGGGCUCACGCGGCCGUGCUGUGCGCCGUCAGCCCCUACUUCCGUCAGCUGCUGGUGGGCCGGCAGGGCUGGGAGCGGCCGGUGUCGAGGUGCGCCUGCAGGGAGAGAGAUGGCCCCCACUCGCUCCUCUCCACCUGGGACGGGGGCCUGGACGACCUGCCCCGGCCAGACGGGCACCUCCCCGGGCGCCUGAGUCGGCUGGUUGUGAAGGACCCGCUGCUGUGUUUAUGCCUGUGGGAGACGCUGAUGUUUCUGUACAGAGGAGCUUGGGAAUGGGAAUAUCUAGAGGAAGCCAUAGCGGAGAAGCUGAAGAACCCUUUAGCAGUGGCUCAGCUGAUGGAAAGAAUACGCUCGUUUGUUGGGAGAGAAAAGGGCACCAGGGACACGCCCACUGCUCGCUCCCAGCAAAGCCCUCAGACGCUGGGCAACCUCUUCAACUCCCCUCUAUACUCUGAUGUCAUUUUCAUGGUGCAAGGGAGUGUGUUACCGGCGCACAGGGCCGUUCUUGUGGCUCGCUGUGACGUUAUGGCAGCCAUGUUCAGCGGGAAGUACGCUGAGGCCCGGAGUCGAGUGGUACCCAUUCACGGGGUCUCCUCUGACACCUUCCUCUCAUUCCUGGAGUAUCUCUACACUGACACCUGCUGCCCAGCCAGUGUGUUGCAGGCUAUGGCUGUGCUGGUGUGUGCAGAGAUGUACCAGGUGAAGCGUCUGCAGCACCUCUGUGAGGUGUGUGUGUGCGCGUACCUGCAGAGCAUGCCCAGCCGAGAGCUGGCCUCCACCAGCAUCAGUGUGAUCCGCUUACUGAAGAGAGCAAAGUGCCACAACGCUGACCAACUGUAUGUCUGGCUCCUCCACUUCAUCGCCAACAACUACCUGAUCUUUAGCCACAAACCUGACUUCCUGGAGCUAUCAGAGGACGAGCGUGAGCAGGUGGAGUGUCUGCGCUGGCCCUCCAGAGGAUACCUGCAGGAGCUCAGCGAGUACCAGCAACGCCGCAGACAGCUGCGCAAAUCCCGCUGCAGCAUCAUGUGACCUCCCUCACGCAGCGUGCUGGAGACAGAGCGGAGAGAGAGAGAGAGAGAGAGCGGUGGAGUCAUGAACAAACACUCGAAAGAAGAGAGGAAUACUCGUAUUCUCUGUAGAGGAUGUUCGAUUUCAGGAAUUCUGAUGGAUUUUUUUGUGGAAACUGCAAGGAGAUUUUGGUGCAAUUCUGAUGGAAUUUUUAUAACAUUUUGAGGAAAAUCGAAUGAAAUUUUGCUUAAUCCCUGGAGGUUAUCUGGUAAACUUCCAACAGAACUGAUGGAAUAUGGUCAAAUCUGAAUGGAAUUCUACUUAAUGUGUUGGAAAUCUUCUGAUUAUCCAGUAAAAUUUCAAUGUAACUAUUGGAAUUCUACUGGAAGUGUUGGAAAUCUUCUGGUUAUUCAAUAAAUUUCCAAUGUAACUAAUGGAAUUCUGCUGGAAGGGUUGGAAAUCUGCUGGUUAUCCAGUAAAAUUCUGAUGUAACAAAUGCAAAUCUGCUUUUUAUCCAGUAAAAUUCCGAUGUAACUAAUGGAAUUCUGAUGAAAAUGUUGGAAAUCUGCUGAUUAUCUAGUAAAAUUCCAAUGUAACUAAUGGAAUUCUGCUGGAAUUCUUCUGAAAUGUUGGAAAUCUGCUGUUUAUCCAGUAAAAUUCUGAUGCAACUAAUGCAAAUCUGCUGGUUAUCCAGUAAAAUUCCGAUGUAAUAAUGGAAUUCUGCUGGAAAUGUUGGAAAUCUGCUGGUUAUCUGUUAAAAUUCUGAUGUUUUGGAACUCAACAUUCCAAAGGAACUGAUUGAAUUUUGGUGAAAUUCUGAUGCAAUUUAGAUUCUGAUGGACUGAAUUCAUGCAAACAUUGACCUCCAAUCCUGUGACAUCAGCAGGCAGUGUCACGCUGUCAGAGGGCCGGAGCGGACACUGUGGCCGCGGGACAUAACUGUGUUUUUCCUCAUGGUGCCGUACGACACUGCGCCUGCGCUUUAUGUACACGGAAAUAAACUGUGACUUCACACGGACAGCACUGACUACAGUAACUGUGUGUCUGUAGCCGGGUAGGUCACGGUCGGACUUUGGUCAGAAAGCUCGGUGGCUCGGUAAAGUCACUCAGAGCUAAAAUAAACAACCCCCAAAGUGUAAAACAGGGUAGGGUCAAUCUCAUCUCUAUAGAGAUCUCUCUCACAUCCUCAUGGUCAGCCAUGGUCCCUCACGGUGAGAAGUCCUUUACUGUGUGAUUACUCUUACAGAACAACUUGAAGAAUCACCUCAAAUCUUUAUUUUUUGCCAUGAGAUAAUUAUAAUUUUACGGUGAUGCAACUAUUUUUGUAACAUGUACAUCUGAGGUUUUUAUUUGGUGAAUAAUACUGUAUGUAUGCAGUGUGCAUCCAGCAUGUGGAUGGUUUAGUGGUCAGUCAGUCAGUCAGUGUGUUGGACGUAGGGCCUGUCCUGGCUGUCUUUAGUCUAGUGCAGUUCUGUUUAUCUUCAUCUCACACUGAAUAAAGACAUUUUAGAAGGA
Astyanax mexicanus (Mexican tetra) is the source of this 4056-nucleotide messenger RNA. RefSeq names its product Rho related BTB domain containing 3 (gene rhobtb3). The transcript has 12 exons. Gene Ontology annotation, cellular component: cytoplasm. Gene Ontology annotation, molecular function: ubiquitin protein ligase binding. The coding region runs from base 703 to 2562 and encodes 619 amino acids. Gene Ontology annotation, biological process: regulation of proteolysis; proteasome-mediated ubiquitin-dependent protein catabolic process. The record is from RefSeq and is a predicted model, not a curated record. Lineage: Eukaryota; Metazoa; Chordata; Actinopteri; Characiformes; Acestrorhamphidae.